GUCACGUCCCAACGUCACAACACCGUCCUGACUUUCGUUUUCCUUUCAGCAGCAUCGGGACUAAAUGUUGUUUCGGUUAUAAAUCAACAUACAGACUAAGUCAUGGCCGGCCUGGAGGUGUUGUACACCUGCGUCUCCUCCGGCAUCAGCUGCCCGCAGGACGCCGUCGUCUGCUUCAUCCACUGGGAGAUGAUACAGAGCGGAUACCGGUGCAUCGGCUCCGGGGACGAGCCCCGCAGCAGUGAUAAGAAGUCGGAGCUGCUGCCGUCUGACUGGAGCAGCAACAAGGAGCUCUACAGUCUGAGAUAUAAAGCCAAAGACGGAGACGUCCAGCUGCUGCUCAAAGCCAUCGCUGUGGACUCCACGCUGAUCUUCAACCUGAUGAACUCCAGCACGCAGCAGGUGUCGGACUUGACGGUGAACAUCAGCGAUCACGUGGACGCCGACCAGCUGCGAACAUUUGACAGCGUUUACAAGGACUCGGACGGUCUGUCGGAGAAGGUGAAGACUCAGCUGCUUCCUCCUCAGGACAGACCGAAGACGCAGAGGACGGAGACGAGGACUCGGAGGGAGCAGGAGGAAGAGGAGGAGCAGCGGAGGAGGAGAGACAGAGAGGACAGCGACCCGCUCCGCAUCCCCAACAGACAUCCUCGCCAGCCGUG
Scomber scombrus (Atlantic mackerel) is the source of this 662-nucleotide messenger RNA. RefSeq names its product proteasome inhibitor subunit 1 (gene psmf1). The record is from RefSeq and is a predicted model, not a curated record. Gene Ontology annotation, biological process: proteasome-mediated ubiquitin-dependent protein catabolic process. Lineage: Eukaryota; Metazoa; Chordata; Actinopteri; Scombriformes; Scombridae. Gene Ontology annotation, molecular function: endopeptidase inhibitor activity; proteasome binding.